UAAUAAAAGACCCUACUCGCUAGAACCCAAAUCAAUUAGCCAUGGGAAUUUUAUCUUGGUUCAGUAGAGGCAGCAAUAAUAACAAAAAGGAAAACUCUCCGGUUGAAAAAUCCGAUAUGAAACCCCAACCCGUGUCCUCCGAGGUACCUGGAAUGAACGGAGCGAUGGAGGUCCGACGACCCGCUCUGUCCGCCGACCUAUCGGUUUUCGAAUUCGGGUCAGUCGCCACCUCUGCCGACAAGGUCGCAGUGACCGGGUACUGUCCCGUUUCGGACGAGCUAGAGCCCUGCCGUUGGGAGAUCCUGCCAGCUAUUGGCUCGGAUGCACCCCAAUUCCGCGUGGUCUUUUGAGUUUGUUGAUUUGAGAGAAAAGUAUGAGAGAUAUUGUUUUCGAGCAUAACUGUUUUCCAAUCCUUUGUAGAAAUUGGCGAACUUUUUGGUUCGAAAUUAAUGUUAAACGUUAGUGGAGACUUGCAUCAA
This is a messenger RNA of Olea europaea var. sylvestris, 479 nucleotides long. RefSeq lists its product as uncharacterized. The coding region runs from base 42 to 350 and encodes 102 amino acids. The transcript has a single exon. The record is from RefSeq and is a predicted model, not a curated record. NCBI's taxonomy places the organism in Eukaryota, Viridiplantae, Streptophyta, Magnoliopsida, Lamiales, Oleaceae.